AUGAACUAUGAAAAUAACGCAAAAUAUGAAGACCAAUGGGCGAAUUUCAUACAGUCGUUAGAUGUUGAUCCUGAUAAAGCCAAGGGUAUUGAACAAUUACCAGACGAUCAAAAGCGUCAGUUGUUGGAGAACUAUGCUAUAAAAAACCCUAAAUGUUCUGCUUUUCAUUAUGUCAGCUUGAUCAAAGGUUUACGUGUUGGGCGUUCGACAUUGACAAAGAACCCUCGUAAAAGUGAUGCUCAACAGGCCAAAGAGAUCCUCUUGGCCACAGAGAUAUCAUUACGAACAAAUAAUGUGGCGUGGGUCUAUGAUUUCCUCGACCAACAUGGUUUGGAGACAUUAGUCAAUUAUGUUUCUAGAGUGAUUCAUAUGGUUAUGAGUUUGAAAAGAUUUAGGAAGUGUUCCAUUUUAUCGACUGAUUUUCGACCAUCAGUGGACAGUAUGCAACAACAACGUUCUGCUCUUCUUGGAUCAUAUGGUUCAGACCAAACAAUUUCUUUAAAUGACUUAUGUGAAGAAAUCCAUGAAAGUGAUCAAGUUGAGUCUGGAUUUUGGUGCUCUAGUUUAAGAAAGAAAAAGAAUCGAAUAUCCUCUUCUCCACAUGUCCCACACAUAUCCGAAUCAAUCAGAGAUAGUCUUCAUCAAGGUGUCAGAUGCUUUCGCGCUUUACUUAACAAUCAGCGUGGCUGUUCAAUGGUAUUCGAGCAUCCUCGUGCUGUGAAUGUUAUCGCUUUGUGUCUGUUACAUCCAAGCUAUCAAACAAAAACUCUAGUACUUGAACUUUUAACCGUUGUCUGCUUAAUUGCUGGUGGUCAUGAACGUGUUCUAAAUGCAUUUGAUAAUUUCAAAAAAGAGGUUGGAGAGUCAACACGAUUUGAAUAUUUAACGCAUUAUUUCUUUUCGCAUGAAUCUGAAUCGCCAGAUUAUUACAGUAUGGAUUUCAUGGUAUCGUGUAUGCAAUUUUUCAACAUUGUUGUACAUUCAACGGAGGAUAUCAUGUUAAGAGUUUAUCUACAAGAAGAAUUCAGACAUCUUGGAUUAGUUAACUACUUAUCGCGAAUACAUGAUAAAGCAGGUGAUCGUUUUCUACGUCAAAUAGAAGCCUAUAAUGAUAACGAAGUCGAUGUUGCAGUCUUACUAGAAGAUUCACACAUGCGAGAUGUACUUCAACAGGAAAAAGAACAAGCAGAAUCAGAUCUUAUCAUAUUACAAACACGAACAGCAACACUUCAAGCUGAGUAUGAAAGUAAACUGUCACAACUUCAACAAAAUAUGCAAGCUUUGGAGUUGAAAUGUCAAGAUUUAGAGCGAAUACAUGAUAAAGCUGGUGAUCGUUUUCUACGUCAAAUAGAAGCCUAUAAUGAUAAUGAAGUCGAUGUUGCAGUCUUACUAGAAGAUUCACAAAUGCGAGAUGUACUUCAACAGGAAAAAGAACAAGCAGAAUCAGAUCUUAUCAUAUUACAAACACGAACAGCAACACUUCAAGCUGAGUAUGAAAGUAAACUGUCACAACUUCAACAAAAUAUGCAAGCUUUGGAGUUGAAAUGUCAAGAUUUAGAGAAUCAGCGUACAAAUCAAGAUGGUCAACUGUCUACAUUACGUGCUCAGCUAUUGGAUAAGGAUAAAAGCACAUCAGAACGUGAACGUAAUUUGAAAGAACGCGUGAGAGAGUUAGAAGAAUGUUUAAGUGCUGUGAAAAGUUCUACAGAGAAAGAAAAACCACAAAUAAAUGGUAUAGCUGAUGGUCCUACUAAGUUGAACAACGCAACACCUACAGCUGCACCUCCCCCUCCACCACCGCCACCGCCACCACCACCUCCUCCUCCACCUCCCCCACCGCCUCCUCCACCAGCUUUUGGCAUACCUCCACCUCCUCCUGCGCCUGGAAUGGGUGCAAUGGGUCCUGGUGUUGAAGGCGUUUCUAUACGACCGCCUAUACAGACUCGAUACAAAUUGCCACUAAUCAAUUGGGUUCUUUUAAAAAAUCAACAACUUCGUGGUACUAUAUUCGUUGGCAUGAAUGAUGAAGCUGUUCUAGAAACUUUGGAUACUGAGAAAUUUGAGAGUUUAUUUAAAUUGUCGAAUCAGUCAGUAGACAAUAAGUCAACGACAGGAUCUACUGCCUUAGUCAAUGGACUAGAUCAAAGGGAUAGUCGAGUAAAUAAAAAAGUGGAAAGGAAGUCUUUAAUGGAUUCCAAUAGGCAUCGUUGUAUUGGCGUAUUGUUGCGGUAUUUAGAAUCAGAGAAGUAUACACCUGAACGUCUAUGGAAUGAUAUUAAUCGUUUAGAAUUAAGUCAAGAUGUUGCUGAUCGUAUAUAUCACCAGCUACCGACUGCCGAUGAGAUAAAAACCUAUUUAAAUUAUGAAUUCACUGAACAACGGCCUAUUGAAGAUCUUACAGAUGAGGAUCGUCUUUUAUUGCAUUUAUGCAAAGUUGAACGAUUAGGACCUAGAUUGGAGAUUAUUCUGUUCAUGAAUUCUUUCGAGGAUAAUUUAAAAGUUGUAAAUUCGAAAAUUGCCGCUGUACAAUCUGCUUCAUUAGCCUUGAAAAAGAGUUGUAAAUUUAGAGCUAUUUUAGAAAUUAUACUGGCUUUCGGUAAUUAUAUGAAUAGUUCUCGACGUGGUAUCGCCUAUGGCUUUCGUUUGCAAAGUUUAGAUGCUUCAAAAUCUGACUUUUACAUUGUUAAAGCCAAUUUAUUUAGUUUUAGUUGUAUUGGCGUAUUGUUGCGGUAUUUAGAAUCAGAGAAGUAUACACCUGAACGUCUAUGGAAUGAUAUUAAUCGUUUAGAAUUAAGUCAAGAUGUUGCUGAUCGUAUUUAUCACCAGCUACCGACUGCCGAUGAGAUAAAAACCUAUUUAAACUAUGAAUUCACUGAACAACGGCCUAUUGAAGAUCUUACAGAUGAGGAUCGUCUUUUAUUGCAUUUAUGCAAAGUUGAACGAUUAGGACCUAGAUUGGAGAUUAUUCUGUUCAUGAAUUCUUUCGAGGAUAAUUUAAAAGUUGUAAAUUCGAAAAUUGUCGCUGUACAAUCUGCUUCCCUAGCGCUGAAAAAGAGUUGUAAAUUUAGAGCUAUUUUAGAAAUUAUACUGGCUUUUGGUAAUUAUAUGAAUAGUUCUCGACGUGGUAUCGCCUAUGGCUUUCGUUUGCAAAGUUUAGAUGCUUUAUCUGAUACACGAACUUUGGAUAAAUCAUGGACUCUGCUGCAUUUCAUCGUGGAAACAAUUGAAACUCAAUUUCCAGCUUUGAUUACUUUUGAUGAUGAAUUAGGCAGUAUUGCAGAGGCUGCAAAGGUGCCAAUGGAAGCCUUAACAGCUGAUGUAGCUGCAUUAGUCUCUGGCAUGUCUCAAGCUGAUAAAGAGACAAUUAUUUCUGGUUCAUUGAAAACACCUCAACGUUUAUCAGACUUCGUCAAUGAUAACCGGGCGAAAGUAGAGACUAUUGAAAAAGAAGCUGAGACUGCACGUAACAUAUUUGCUAGAACAAUUGAAUGGUUCGGUGAAGCUCAAACAAAGCCUAGUCCAGAACAAUUCUUCGGUUUAAUUGUACGAUUUAUCAAGCAGUUCAAGAAUGCAAUUGUGGACAAUGAAGCCCGACGUCGUGCUGAAGCCCUCCAAACUCUGAGUUCAGCAACUGGUGACGACCAUGAUCCACUUUCAUCAAUCAGUCAAAUCACAGUAAAUCAUUUCCCGAGAAGACCAAAAGAUAAACGUUUGGCUCAAGAGGCCAGAUUAGCUAAACGACGGUUUAAAAAUCGUACUAGACAAAUCACGGGUGAUGGAAUGAUGGAUGAGAUUCUUGCAGGUUUAAUAUCUGAACCAUUACAAGCAGAAGUACAUCCACGUCGUAAUCGGCUUUCUGAGAAUAACUGA
Trichobilharzia szidati is the source of this 3870-nucleotide messenger RNA. NCBI's taxonomy places the organism in Eukaryota, Metazoa, Platyhelminthes, Trematoda, Strigeidida, Schistosomatidae. The record is from the annotation of a GenBank genome assembly.